Messenger RNA from Osmerus eperlanus (European smelt), 8114 nucleotides. It is a transcript of the gene znf646, whose product is annotated as zinc finger protein 646. Bases 544 to 5190 code for a protein of 1548 amino acids. Gene Ontology annotation, biological process: regulation of transcription by RNA polymerase II. Gene Ontology annotation, cellular component: nucleus. Lineage: Eukaryota; Metazoa; Chordata; Actinopteri; Osmeriformes; Osmeridae. The transcript has 4 exons. Gene Ontology annotation, molecular function: DNA-binding transcription activator activity, RNA polymerase II-specific; RNA polymerase II cis-regulatory region sequence-specific DNA binding. The record is from RefSeq and is a predicted model, not a curated record.
GUUUUUAAUUGUAGCUAACAACAUGACGCUGCGUAAGGGCAUGGCAUAAUCUGGAUAAACAUUAUGAUAUUUUGCAUAUGUGACUAACUUCACACAAUACAAUUAAAAACAGGGCAGAGCGAUUUUUAUUUAUUUGACAUAGCAAGGGGAGAUAUUUGAGUGGUACACAUUUCCUGUUUCCUAGCAACAAGAGCAGGAAGUAUGUGGAAUGGGAUGGGGGAAAAAAAGACAAUUGAAAAGAUUUGUCCUUUACGUAUAGUUUGGUCAGAAAACAACGCGAAGAGGGGACAAAAUAUGCAUCGUGGGUCGAAAACCAGUUCAUCCUAAACUAAAAAAGAUUUCCUUGUGUGGCAACAUCUAGUCAGACUUCAAUGGAGGGGUGUUGACUCGUCCUUUUCCUUUCUUUUGUUGCUACCCUGGUUGGACCUUUCCAAUGAAUAGGUUCCUUUGACAGAAAGAGAGAAGCAGGAAAUCUGAUGCAUUUUUCCUUCAGCUAUUUAUACAAACUGUAUCUAGCUCUGAGAGGUGCAGCACUAUCCUGGAAUGGCUAUGCAAGAGCCAGGCAGGACCAAAGGAUUUCCCUGUAAGCACUGUGGCAUAGUGCGCUCUAGUAUGCCCAGCCUACUGGAACAUAUGGAAAGUCACUCCCAGCUAGACGAGGAUCGCAGGUUCAAGUGUGAACAGUGUGGGCGGGGCUACAGGCAUGCUGGUAGCUUGGCUAACCAUAAAAAGACCCACGAGGUGGGUUCUUUCCAAUGCCACAUAUGUCAAAGAAGCUUAUCCAAUGCUUUGGCCCUCAAGAGCCAUAUUCGAAUCCACACAUCACAGAAAAAGCACUCCUGCGUGGACUGUGGAAAGGCGUUUCGUCUGGCUACGCAGUUGGCCACUCAUGAGAAAGUCCAUCUCUCUCGACAAGCAAGGGGGAGGCCGAGUGACGUCGCGGCUGUUGAGUAUGCUCUUGACGAGGAAGAGCGAGACUACGAGAACAUCAAUGCCUUUGAACUGGAAGAGCAAGCUGCGUGUGCGUUUGGGGGCGAGCAAGAAUCAGGGUUGAAUGUUAAAUCGGAAGACUUCCCCGGUGACGAGGAGGGUGGCGGCGGAGGUGAUCGACCUUUCAGAUGUGAUCAGUGUGACAAGACGUACAGGCACCACGGCAGUCUGAUCAAUCACAAAAAGUCUCACACUGUAGGAAUGUUUGAGUGCUCCGUCUGCUUCAAGCAGUUAAAUAACCUGGCCGCUCUCCACAGCCACCAGAGAAUUCAUAACAAAACCAAGAGUGGUCCCGAGUCCAGUUCUGUAGAGGGUGUGUAUGCUGGCACAACACCGGAUCAGUUUUCACCCCCAGUCAGUGAUGCCCCCGUGCAUUUCUGUCACCUGUGUCAAGUGUUGUUUCCCAAUGACGAGGAGUUCCAGGAACACAUCCAAAUGCAUAAUUCUUCAUCCAUGUCGUUUGGACUCCACGGAGGUUUGUCAGAAGACCACAAUGUCUCCUAUGACCGCAGUGUUACACAGUCUCCGGACUCAAACUUUUAUUCACCCUCCCUAAAUGAUGCACCUUCGAUGCCCUCGUCAAUGAGUAACCAUGUGGAUUUCAGUCAGUCGCAUGACCAGAUUAGCAAUGGACAUCUGUACUCUGACCACUCCAGUAAUGAAACCUCAUUUACCAUCAAUACUCAGGGAGAGCCGUCAGUCAUGAAAUCGGAUGUCCACAACUCUGCCCUGGUGCUUGCUGAUUCUGCUGACGACCCGACUCUGAUUGAAGAGUCUUUAGCCGGUGAUUCUGACGAGCGGCGCUUUAAGUGCCAGGUUUGUGGAAAAAGCUACCGGCACGCAGGGAGCCUCAUUAACCACAAGCGGUCCCAUCAGACGGGCAUUUACCAGUGCUCAAUCUGCCGCAAGAGUUACCCACACCUGGCUGCUCUUCGCAGCCACCUCCGCAUCCACAAGGCCCACACAUCCUCCUUUAACCUCAGCUCGGAGGGAGACUGGCUUUCUCCUGAGCCCCUGACGCUCGACAACCAGCAGAGCUGCUAUCCCUCCCAGGAGGACGGGGAAGCCGGCGGCGCCGUCGCCCUCGCUCAGGAGAACGCCAACGAGCGCGGAAACGGCGCGGCGUACCGCGAGCAGUUCGACCCUGGCUUCCCCCAGGACAGGACUGUGCACCUACCUCACCACGAGCACCUGAUGAACAGGCACAUGUGCGCCGACUGCGGCGAGACGUUUGCCGACAUCGCAGGGAUCAAGUCGCACGUGUGCCCUCUACUCCAGCAGCAGCAGCAGCCCGUUUCCGACGGCUACAACGGUCAUGUGGACUUCCAGGUCACUAAUGGCCAGUGUGCCAUGGGAAACCCAGGGGAUCACAUGGAAUUUCAAGGACUCAAUGGCACUCACGACCAAAGGUACUUUGGCGAGCAAAGUUAUCACGGAGACAUGAACGGUGAGAAGAUGAACGGCGGCGGCGGCUUAGAAGGCGACGUUGACGACGAAGAGGAGGAGGAGGAUGAUGAUGACGACGGAGAACUCUACCAGUGCUCGGUGUGCGGGAACCGCUACACCAGCAUGAGGGCACUGAGGAGCCACCUCCGUGGUCACACCCAAUCCCACGGCACCCCCACCAGCUCCGGCCCGUCCUCCAUGUCUUCCCUCGAGGAGGAGAAAGAGGAGGACCCGAGGGAGAGGCAGCAGGUGGACGGAGGGCUGAUCAUCUGCAGUACCUGCGGGGAGAGUUUCACCAAGAAGCAAGACCUCCUCGCCCACCAGCAGCUGCACGAUCGAGCACAGGGCGACGUUAAACUCGGGAGCGUGGACGCGGAGGACGCGGCCAAGCCCAAAGAGGAGGGCCAGAGCAUCAUCUGUGGACACUGCGGCAUUUUCUGCAGCAGCUACGACCAUCUUGAAACCCACCACUGCUCCGCCAAGACAAAAACCGAGUCGACCGCGACAAACGAUGAAAAGGCAGACGCCGGUGAGGCCGCUGACCGACACGCGAAGGACGAUGCGGACGGGGGAGAUCGUCAGUACAAGUGUGAUCAGUGCGGACGGUCGUACCGACAUGCUGGCUCGCUGCUCAACCACAAGAAGUCGCACAAGACAGGCGUGUUCCGCUGCUUUGUGUGUCAGAAGCGCUUCUACAAUCUGCUAGCCCUCAAAAACCACCAGCGGACCCACUUUGAUGUUAAAAGGCACACUUGCCAUGAGUGUGGGAAAGCCUUCAAAAUCCAGAAGCAACUGCUGAACCACCUGAGAAUCCACAAGGAGAACCAGGCCAAAAUACAAGAACUCAACAACCAGAUCCAGGCCCUUAUGCAGAUGAAUGGGACCGGGUCAGAGGGAGGAAUGCACUCCUUAAAUGCAAACGCCAAUCAAGCCUCAACCUCGUGCAAAAGACGCAGACCACCCCCCACGUCCAGGAAGGCUGUGAGGCCUGCCAAUCAGACUGAGCCCAAUGCUGGGGUCAAAUCAGAGAACAGCGGCGACCCGCGGCCCUAUUCUUGUGACCAAUGUGGUCGGACGUACCGCCAUGCCGGAAGUCUGGUCAACCACAAGAACUCUCACAAGACUGGUGAAUAUUACUGCUCGAUCUGCAACAACACCUACUCCAAUCAGCUGGCAAUGAAGAACCACUUGCGUAUUCACUUUGCGCUAAAGAAGCACUGCUGCCAGGACUGUGGGAAAGGCUUCAGGGUAAAGAGACAGCUCACGAACCACACCUGCCCUCACCUCAAAAAGGACGUGGCGGGAGGGACGCGGGGGAGGGCCCGCAGGCGGACAAAAGACUUCAAGUGCAAGGAAUGCGGGCAGGCCUUCGUCACUGCCGACCAGCUGUCCGUCCACGCCUGCGGCGGCAGCGACGGCCAAGCGGACGUGGCCUUGAAAAAAGAGGAGCGCCCGUUCGCGUGCAACAUAUGCAACCGUAGCUACCGCCACGCGGGCAGCCUCCUGAAUCACAAGAACACCCACAAGACCGGCCACUUCAGCUGCGGCGUCUGCUCCAAGCCCUUCACCAACCCCAUGGCGCUGCGCAACCACACGCGCAUCCACACGCAGAAGAAGAAGUACGUCUGCCUCACCUGCGGCAAGGCCUUCCGAUUGGCCAGCAUCCUCCACAACCACCAGAAGGUCCACAAUCGCGUGGCCAGCCACUUCAGUUGCCCUGCCUGUGGGAAGAGCUUCCAGGGAAAGUCUGGGCUGAAGAGGCAUCGGUGCCAGAGGGGUCAGGACAGCGCGACGCGAGCAGGCGUCCAUCACGCUGAGGGGGGCGACAAGUGCUUCAUGUGUGACCUGUGUGGACGUUCGUACCGGCAUGCUGGCUCCCUCCUCAACCACAAAAAAACCCACUCAGAAAACCUCCACCACUGCACCCUGUGCCUCCAGACCUUCCCAGACCCCCUCACGCUCCAGAUCCACUCCCAGAUGAAGCGCCACUGCUGCCCCGAGUGUGGGAAGACUUUCUGCCUGAUAGCUCACCUGCAGAGCCACAUGGAGACGCACAACAAGGAGAGGACCCUGGUGUGCAGCCCCUGCCAGCAGAGCUUCCCCAGCACGGCCAGCUACCAGCAGCACCAGGAGCUGCAGCAUCGAGCCCCUGGCCAGUACCAGCCGCGCAGUGAGGGGGCUGGGGCCCACAUGCAGGAGGACUUGGGCUGGGGCUCAGGGAUGGACCAGGACAUGGGGCUCCAGGGGAUCCCCAAGCUGGUGCCGGCGUUCGCCCACAUGCACGGCGGCAUGUCCGGGGAGGAGGCGGCGGCGGCGGAAGGCCAAGCGGACGCCCACGGUUCCGAGGAGAAGAGCCACGUCUGCGAGCACUGCGGCCGCACGUACCGCCACGCCGGCUCGCUGCUCAACCACAAGAACAGCCACAAGACGGGCUCGUUCUUCUGCUCCGUCUGCCAGAAGGAGUUCUCCAACCUGAUGGCCCUCAAGAACCACCGGCGCAUCCACACGGAGCCCAAGCGCUACCAGUGCCUGGAGUGUGGCAAGGCGUUCCGCGUGUCCACCCAGCUCAUCUGCCACCGGCGGAUCCACACGAAGGAGAAGCCCUUCUCCUGCCUGCUGUGCGACAAGCGCUUCUCCAGCAAGUCCAACCUGCGACACCACCAGAAGAUGCACCAGAGCACGCAGUCCUACGAGUCCUCCUUCAGCAUGGACGCCAAUUCCUUCAUGGAUCUGGACAUGGGCUCUUUCCUCUGAAGCAGGGUGAUCACCUCGACUAGACAGAACGGGUUCUAUUGUCCAGUCUCACCCUACUCGUCAAUAAUUGUAAAGUAAGAUAUUUUUGGAAGAGUUUCCACAGAAAGCGUCUUCAAGUCUUAGUAUGGAUGCCCUCAAAGAUGCUUCACGUGCUUAUCCUAUUUUGAACAUAAUUUUAUGGUUGUGGUGGAGAUGCAAGUCUGGUGGAGAGACUUCGGAUCUUACCUCAGAAAUAGAUUGAGACACUAACAAAAGUCCAGGACGGGUGAGUAAGCCUGAUUGUAACAUCAAAAGUUUGAUUGUUUUCCAUGAAGUGCACAGAAUGGAAACUAAAUCCGGAACUUGAAACAGUUUGAGCGCUGCAACUGGACUGUGACUUCAUUCCUCUCUUAAAAUACCCCCCUCUCCCCCCCAGUCAACCAAAGCAAACACCACAGACAACUACUUUAUCCAGGUCUCACUCAACACACUAGUCUACACAUAGAUGAUUUGUCUUUUUUAUGAGCAAGUGCUGUUCCAAGAAUAGUAAUUUCCUCUCUUGAUAUGUAUUGCUGUGUUCAGUGCCUCUGUAAGUUUCUUGCUCUGCUGUGCCCAUGAAGUAUACAGGCCCUUAUAGUUCCUCCUGGGCCCCUCUGUGUUGUCCUAGUUCUGAAUGGACUGGUCAGUAUGCCCCAUGUGCUGUAGUGUAGACUAGGACAACUCUGUUAGUGUGAGGAAGCAGAUACUGUACCACUGGACCGGUCCAGAUCAUGAUAGAAAAUUGUAUUUACCGUAAUCAUAUAAUCAAUUACUCGGUUUUUAUUGAUGAUUAUAUAUUUGAGUUCACCUGAAUGGCAUUGUAUGCUAAAUGGACAUAUUUAAUAAUUUAUUCCUGUUCUAUUCAUUUAUUUUAAAUUUUCUGUGUGUAUACUUUAUUAUACUAGAAAACAAACGUUUUUAUGAAUGUUAAACUUGUAAAUUGAAAAUGCUUAAUAUGUAGCUUUUAAGAAGAUUCAUAAAUGUAUCUUAUGAUUUCAUAUAUACUCAAUCGGUUCAACCCUGCAGGUAGAAAUGCCUUGAUCAGGGACGAUGGUCUUGAAGCACUCAGGUUCCCCACCUUCAAAAGGAUAAUACCUGACGUGGAUAACAUUGUAGAUAAUCGUGUCUACAGUGUGUCUGACCUGGGCAUGAUAUUGUUCACAGGUGCCAUUUCACCCCAUUGUCUCUCGCACAAGUGAGAGUUGUAGCCUUUGUCGUCUCUCAGUUCUAAGGCUCAAAUGGCCCUGGCUGUCCGAACCCUCCUCCUUCGUGCUCUGUCUCCUUGUGCUCUCCUUUGAAAUGUAUAACAAAUGUCAAAGUGCCAGUGCCUAAAUUUGUGAGUCAAGAGUGUAGCAAUUAUCCAGUGUGAAAUUACUCUCUCCAAUCAGCAGAAACUGUAGAACACGAAAUGUGUAUUUGACUUUGUAUUAUUUUACUUCUGUUGAAGAUCAAGCUUUAAUUUGAUUCACACUUGCGAAUAUGGUCAUCAUUCCAUGAGUUUGUUACUUGAAGAUGAUUAUUUGGUUUAUUUUACGAUGAGAUUAAAUAGUAAUAACUUGCCAUGUGCAAUUAAGUGACAGUUAGGGAAGAAUAUAAUUCUGUCAAGUCUAGGGAAAACAAUACGCAUCCAUAGAAUGAAUUUGGCUUCUGCACAAUGUUGCAUCUUUUGGCUUCCCCAAGAAAAGACCCUGUGUUUUUUCAUUCAGUAUGUUGAAUAUGGUCACCAGGAGAUGUGUUCACCUUGUUUGUGUUUAUUAUUGCCUUACGCUAUGUAAAAUAUGGCUGUGGGUGGUAAGAUGUAUAAAAUACCUCAUGGAGAGCCUUGCCAAUCCAGCAACCAAUAUUUAAAUCCUUCGCUGGUUUAUCAUAGAGUAAUUCGCUAUAACAGAUGGUCCACUCAUCAUGUUGUCGUCAUUGCAAUCCUUAAGUGAUUCAUCGAAUGAGCAUUCUUGACGAGCCUUUUCAAAACCAUGAACUUCCGUUUAGAUUCUACAAGGACAGUUUCAUACACCUUCUUGACAACACUGAUUUUGAAAGGACAUUAUUUUCCUCGUAUACCCCGUUGCCUCAGAUCCUAGUGUCACAGGUGCAGCAGGUCCAUGUAGCCCAAGUCUCACCUUUCUACCAAUUAAAACAAAAAAAAGCAAUAUGUUGAUAGGACUGUUUACUGCCCAUUAUUUCAGGUACAGUGUUGUCUACUUACAUAAUGUAUGUACUGUACAUCUUAUGUUUUGUAAGAUUGUAAUUUUGUUGUCUUCAUGUAUUUAAACAUGUAUACCGGGUACACUAAUAUAGUAGUAUAUAUUAAUGGUAUACACAGCUUGAGUUAACCGAACGGCUAAGGACCUUUACUUAAGAUAUUAUUCAGAAUGACUUGCCAACACCUGAGCAUCCUUUUCAAUUCCAUUAUUUUGAAUUUCCUAUGACAAUGUAUUUUCAUACGCCAUUGUUACAAAUGUCCAGAGUGUUAGUCUAGUAAUCUCAGAAUUGUUCACUGUUUGCUAAAGCAUCCAUAUUCUAUCCCACCUGGCACUUAUUUUUAUGUACACUCCUCUUAGCCGUGAUCAUAACCCUGUAAAAUUUCUGAGAGUUCUGUAAAUAUUGGAUUUGAACUUCAGUUGGGUUUUCUGUACAUUCAGAGCAAGAAUAUCUUCCACGUUAGGAAACAACUGAUAGUCUAGCUAUUGUGUAAUAAAAAGCGUAUACCACACGUCAUUUUAUUGAAUUUUCAAAAAUGUUUCAAAACUCAUGUUUGCUCAAUAUUUAAUUCAUAUUUAUAUGAACCUGUAUAUAUAUUUUGUCACUUUGAAAUGUAGAUUUUUACUUCUUUGUUAGUAUCAUGAACUUAAGUAAUAAGAAUAUAAACACCAUUUGAAAAAUUAGUUGUUGAAAUUAAAUUACGGAAA